GAAGCUGCUGCUGCUGCUGGCGUUUUCUUCAUCAUUAUAAUUUAUAAUUAAAUAAUAUCGGUUAUUCAUUCAUAAUUUAUAGCAAGAAAAUAAAAGAAAAGGGCAAAGGAAAAUUAAACAUGGGUCAAGCUCAAAGCGAGGUGGCACCAAGCGAUACAGCAGAUCAAAUGGAACCCCAUUUUUCUUCAUCUCCUUCGAUGGAAUCUCUUCUUGCUGAAGCUGUAGCAUAUGGAAAUGAUGAGAAUGAGUCUCUUGAAGCUAAGGCUCAGAAAGCAUUAGAAUGCCCAUGUAUAGCUGAUUUACGCAACGGCCCAUGUGGAGUUCAGUUUUCAGAAUCAUUCUUGUGUUUUCUCAAAAGUACUUCAGAGGAAAAGGGCUCGGAUUGUGUGCAUCCAUUUGUGGCUUUGCAGAAUUGCAUCAAAGCUAACCCCAACGCUUUUUCUAAGGACAUUUUAGAAGAAGCUGAAGAGAAGAAAGAGGAGGAGCCAGCACAGGAAUACAAAAUUAUUCCUCCCAUAUGGUCUAGAGAAUCUCAGAGUCCGAAGUCCAAGCUUUAGGAGACUGAAAACUCACUUUUUUCCGGCUCCUGAGUUCUUACUCGCAGGAGUUACUAUUUUAUCAAAUAAAAAAAUCGAUCAUUGAAAUUCCAUUUUUGAUGACUAUGAAUGUACUAAUGGAACUAUACAUUGUUGGCUGCACAUCAUGAAAUCCAUCGAUGCUCAACCUCACACGACACGAGCAAGAUGCUCUUACUGUUCCUUGAAUGAAUGCCUUAAUUGUCAUGUAA
Messenger RNA from Populus nigra (black poplar), 787 nucleotides. Its product is annotated as mitochondrial intermembrane space import and assembly protein 40 homolog. The record is from RefSeq and is a predicted model, not a curated record. NCBI's taxonomy places the organism in Eukaryota, Viridiplantae, Streptophyta, Magnoliopsida, Malpighiales, Salicaceae. The coding region runs from base 120 to 557 and encodes 145 amino acids. Gene Ontology annotation, molecular function: protein-disulfide reductase activity. Gene Ontology annotation, biological process: protein import into mitochondrial intermembrane space. The transcript has 4 exons. Gene Ontology annotation, cellular component: mitochondrial intermembrane space.